This is a messenger RNA of Tilletiopsis washingtonensis, 890 nucleotides long. RefSeq lists its product as hypothetical. The coding region runs from base 1 to 573 and encodes 190 amino acids. The transcript has 7 exons. Lineage: Eukaryota; Fungi; Basidiomycota; Exobasidiomycetes; Entylomatales. The record is from RefSeq and is a predicted model, not a curated record.
AUGCAGGACCCCGCGCGCGAAAUCACCGCCGUCGUCAAGGGCCUCAUCGAGGCGCCCUCGGCCGCCGAGCAGCGCAAGGUCAUGAGCUCCUACUUUGCCCCCGACGCCAGCUUUGAACACCCGCUCUGUGCCGUGCGCAGCGGCGCCAACUCGCGCGAUGGAGGCUUGCUGCCCAUCUACCAAUGGCUGCGCUGCAUGUUCACGCCCAAGAUCGACGUCAACUCCGUCGCCUUCGACCGGGAGAACAACAAGCUCUUCAUUGAUGCAGUGCAGACCCUGAUUCCCUCCAUCUCGGCACUCGCUAGCAUUCGCGCACCUCCUUGCCGUCUCAUCGUAGUGCUCUUCCUGCAACGUGGCGCUGACGGGAGAUUCUACAUCAAGCGGCAGGAGGACUACUAUGACCCUACGGUCAUGCCGGCAGCGCUCGUGCCUGGAGGCAGUGCCGUCGUCGGCAUCAUCAAGCUUGGCGCGGGCUUCAUGUGCUGGCUCCUAGCGGCGCUGGUGGGCCAUCUGCUUGGCUGGUGGAACCCGAAUCGCUCUCCGGUUCGCAAGUCGGUGCGCGCACGCGCUUGAUCGCCUUUAUUUCUUCCCUGCUCCGCUCCCCCCUUCGUUUCAGCGCUCUCUCGCCAUGCCUACCCGUCCGUGCCCAUUCCACUUGUUUCUCUCUGCUGCAGCAAAAACUUCCAAGAGGGGCUGUAACAAGGGGGAGCCUUCGCCUCGUUCUCGCUCUGCAACUCAGACUGCGGAACUGUGCGGGGGGGCAGCAAAAUCGAAUGCGAGCCCCGUUUUUCUCUCUCUGCACCUGCCAUCUGCCCUCGUCCGCAGAGUGAAGCGGCAUCGUCUCGCUGUGGGAGGAGAAGCCAGACCGAGUGGAGGAGGGGAAAGUAGAU